UGUUUCAACCGAAUAUAACAACUUGGGUCUCUUCACAAUGGCUCUAUCUUUCUUUACCUCUCUGCGCCACUGCAUUACUAUGCGGCGGCCGGUGUUGCUAUAUGCUGCCACAUGGACUGCGCUUUUGACAGCCACAGUUGCUGUGGCAUCCUUCUCACCUGAGAUGGCAUUUGUAUCAGCAAUAUCUACGUCCUCUUCGUUUGCACGGCAGUGCAAAGCAGAGGGGACCGUCAGAAUUCCCCUGGAUGCGCCGGGAGAGAUUCUAUGCUUGCCUGCUCGUAUGUUUAUGAGAUCUAAGAUCGAUUUCAUUGUCCCCCCUGUCUUUGCCGCUCUUGUGGUGGCUAAUUCUGCUUGGGUUGUUCGGGCCACGGGCUUGUGGGUGGACCAUGAGCCCCGUUGAUAUGCUCCCCAUGUGCCUUUUUAUUCUUUUUCUUUUCCCUAUAGUUUAUGGGUGAGAUUUUACCUUCUUCAUGUGCAUGUAGUAUAAUAUAUAGGCAAGUUACACUUUUGUAAUUUGAUGAUUGGCAUGUAUUUUAAUUAAUUAAUACUAAAAAAUAUUUUAUUUAUAUAUUGAUUUUGUA
Molecule: messenger RNA, 581 nt
Organism: Ricinus communis (castor bean)
Lineage: Eukaryota; Viridiplantae; Streptophyta; Magnoliopsida; Malpighiales; Euphorbiaceae
Exons: 1
Coding region: 38-400 (120 amino acids)
Source: RefSeq, a predicted model, not a curated record